Castor canadensis (American beaver) is the source of this 3609-nucleotide messenger RNA. RefSeq names its product ral guanine nucleotide dissociation stimulator like 2 (gene Rgl2). The record is from RefSeq and is a predicted model, not a curated record. Gene Ontology annotation, cellular component: plasma membrane. Lineage: Eukaryota; Metazoa; Chordata; Mammalia; Rodentia; Castoridae. Gene Ontology annotation, molecular function: guanyl-nucleotide exchange factor activity. Gene Ontology annotation, biological process: Ras protein signal transduction.
CAGGGGGGUGCGGAAAAGUCGGGGAGGGGAUUCGGUCCGGGGACUCGGUUGGGGGCUGGAGACCGACAGGAACAGCGGUCCGGGACCCGCGCUGCCCCCACCCCUCCCGAGCAGGCGCCCCCAUGGCCCGACCCCGCUGAUUCCUUCACUCGGCCAUGCUCCCUCGGCCCCUACGGCUGCUUUUGGACACGAGCCCCCCCGGGGGAGUCGUGCUGAGCAGCUUCCGGAGCCGAGACCCCGAACAGGGUGGGGACCCAGGUGGCCGGGCCGUGGGCGGGGGGCAGGAGGAAGAGGAGGAGGAAGAAGAAGAGGCCCCUGUGUCUGUCUGGGAGGAGGAGGAGGAUGGUGCCACUUUUACAGUCACAAGCCGCCAAUAUCGGCCUCUUGAUCCCUUGGCCCCCACUCCGCCUCCACGUUCCUCCCGACGACUCCGGGCUGGCACCCUGGAGGCCCUGGUUAGACACCUAUUGGAUGCCCGGACAUCAGGGGCUGACAUGACCUUCAUAUCAGCCUUCUUGGCCACACACCGGGCCUUCACCUCCACGCCUGCCCUGCUUGGGCUUGUGGCUAACAGACUGGAAGCCCUUGAAUCUCAUUGUACCGAUGAGCUAGAAAGGACAACAGAGGUAGCCAUCUCUGUACUGUCAACCUGGCUGGCCUCUCACCCUGAGGAUUUUGGCUCUGAGGUCAAGGGUCAGCUUGACCGGCUUGAGAGCUUCCUGCUUCGGACAGGGUAUGCAGCAAGGGAGGGUGUUGGGGAGGGCAGCACUGACAUCAUCCGAAACCUCCGGUCCCGGGUGGACUCCCAGGCCCCUGACCUUCCUAAGCCCCUGGCCCUCCCCGGCGAUCCCCCUGCUGACCCCACGGAUGUCCUGGUGUUCCUCGCUGACCACUUGGCCGAACAGCUGACCCUGCUAGAUGCGGAGCUAUUUCUCAACCUGGUACCUUCUCAGUGUUUGGGGGGAUUAUGGGGUCACAGAGACCGGCCAGGACAUUCCCACCUCUGCCCAUCUGUCCGAGCUACUGUCACACAAUUCAACAAGGUGGCAGGGGCAGUGGUUAGCUCUGUCCUGGGGGCCAUCCCAACUGGAGAGGGGCCUGGGGAGGUGACCAUACGGCCACUCCGGCCCCCCCAGAGGGCCCGGCUCCUGGAGAAGUGGAUCCGUGUGGCAGAGGAGUGCCGACUGCUCCGAAACUUCUCUUCAGUUUACGCCGUUGUGUCAGCCCUGCAGUCCAGCCCCAUCCACAGGCUUCGGGCAGCUUGGGGGGAAGCAGCCAGGGACAGCCUCAGAGUCUUUUCCAGUCUCUGCCAGAUUUUCUCUGAGGAGGACAAUUAUUCCCAGAGCCGGGAGCUCCUUAUUCAGGAAGUAAAGUCACAGCCCUCUCUAGAGCCGCACUCCAAGAAGGCCUCAAGGUCUGGUUCCCGGGGUGGGGGUGUGGUUCCAUACCUUGGUACCUUCCUGAAGGACCUUGUGAUGCUGGAUGCAGCCUCAAAGGAUGAGCUGGAGAAUGGAUACAUCAAUUUUGACAAGCGGAGGAAGGAGUUUGCUGUCCUUUCUGAGUUGCGGCGGCUCCAGAAUGAAUGUCAUGGCUAUGACCUCCAACCUGACCCUGAUAUCCAACAAUGGCUUUCGGGGCUCCGGCCACUGACUGAUGCUCAGAGUCACCGUGUAUCCUGUGAGGUGGAGCCAUCUGGUACCAGUGAACCUGCUGCCCCAAGGGUGCUUCGGCCAACGCUGGUCAUCUCACAGUGGACAGAGGUUCUGGGUUCUGUUGGGGGUCCCACCCCCCUUGUGUCCUGGGAUCGGCCAAGUGUGGGAGGAGAUGAAGUACCUGGAACCCCUGCUCCUCUGCUGACCCGGCUGGCCCAGCACAUGAAGUGGCCAUCUGUCUCAUCUUUGGACUCUGCCCUGGAAAGCAGUCCCUCUUUGCACAGUCCGGCUGCCAGCCACCUCUCUCCUCCAGCUUCCUCCCCUAGGCCUUCUCGAGGUCACCGUCGCUCAGCCUCCUGUGGCUCCCCAUUGAGUGGGGGUACAGGAGAAGGGGCCUCCAGGGGGACUGGAUAUGGGGGAGGGGGAUCUGGGCCUGGGGCCUCUGAUUGCCGAAUCAUCCGAGUCCAGAUGGAGCUGGGGGAAGACGGCAGUGUCUACAAGAGCAUUUUGGUGACAAGCCAGGACAAGUCUCCAAGUGUCAUUAGUCGUGUCCUUAAGAAAAACAAUCGUGAUUCUGCAGUAGCUUCAGAAUUUGAGCUGGUACAGCUGUUACCAGGGGAGCGAGAGCUGACCAUCCCACCUUCAGCUAAUGUCUUUUAUGCCAUGGAUGGAGCAUCUCACGAUUUCCUCCUACGGCAGCGGCGAAGACCCUGUACUGCCACACCCAGUUCUGCUAGCGGCCCAUCUGCCUCAGGAACUCCCCCAAGCGAGGGAGGAGGAGGCUCCUUUCCCAGGAUCAAGGCCACAGGGAGGAAGAUUGCACGCGCACUGUUCUAAGAAGCCCUGUUGGCUUCCAGAGGUCAUGGUGUUCAUAUCAGAUGUGGGUAGCCAUCCUGAACAGUGGUAGUUACAUCACAUUGAGACAGAAAUUCUGAAGGAUGGUCCGACACCUUGGGGCAGUGAAGUGCCAUUUGUUUACAACUGCUGAGAAAUCCAGCCCCGUGGGAGCUGGUGACCUUGUAACCAAGUGGGAUACCUGUGUUCAGCUCCCCACCUCUGGUGAAUGUGGCACACAGGUAGUGAUGGGAAGAGGCACCCGUUUCUGACUGCUGCCACAUUCUAGCAUGUGAAGGGCCAAGUAAAGGCCUAGAGUUGGGGUGGGGGAAGAAAGGCCUAGAGGUUCUGAGCCCCAGGUCAGAGGGGAAUGGCAAGUAGUUCUAAUGGGAGUUCCUUUUCCCGUUCUGGGGGUUACUGUCACUGUGACAACACUAAGAUAAUAAACCAAAACACUACCUGAUUUCUACUCCCAUGCUUGCAGUGCACAGGAACUGGCUGCCGGGAGUGGGAGUGGGGGUUGGCUGAAGGUAAAAGUCAUGGAGCAAUAAGGGGCACAGUGUUUUCUACUCCCAUGAAGAGCUGAAGCAACAUACUGAUGAGAAUGUUUUCCUCAGAACUUUAUUCUUCUCCAGUGACUUCUUGCCUUCUGGUCCCUUUAAUUUUUUCUCCUUACUUCUCACAGAUACAUGUGAAGCAGUAACCACCAAAUUAAAAUGAUCACUAUGGAGAACUGCCCUGAGGUCACAUUUAUAAGAAACAAUUUUAGGACAAAGAAAUGAAAAGAACAACUUUGUGGACAAUACAUAAAUUUGCUGGGAAUUUUAAGUCAGUUUAAGCCACAUCCAAACAAAUUUUAGAAAGACAGAGGUUGAAAAGGAACUAAAAGAGAUGCCAGGGCUAUUUGGAGACUGACAAGUAUUCACAGCAGAAUAUAACAUUUCAUCCCGGACUCAGGUUAAAGAAUUGUGGAUUCUUAAAUUAAACUGACAUUCUCAAUAUGCUACAGUGUAAACGUCCUCAUGUUUCUUAAAGGGUUGCAUAUGCAGGCAAAAAGCAGGUUGGAGGCAUUUCAAACUUGAGUUUCAAGAAAGGAUCACCCUGCCAGUUCCAAAAACCUAGA